Triticum turgidum subsp. durum (durum wheat) is the source of this 390-nucleotide messenger RNA. Lineage: Eukaryota; Viridiplantae; Streptophyta; Magnoliopsida; Poales; Poaceae. The record is from the annotation of a GenBank genome assembly.
AUGAGAGGGUUUCUGAGUCACUGCGGGUGGAACUCGGUGCUGGAGAGCGUCACAGCUGCUGUGCCGCUGGCAGUUUGGCCUAUGCAUGCUGAUCAACCUUUGAACGCAACAUUUGUAGUUGAUGAGCUCAAGAUAGCGGUUAGGGUCCACACGAGUGAUAGAACGAUGCGGGGUUUGGCCACGAGCGAGGAAAUAUCAGAGGUGGUCAGGAAGCUUAUGCUCGGGCAGGCCGGAAUUGAAGCGGCAAAGAAUGUUGCCGGGCUAUCGGCGCUAGCUAUGGAGUCCGUGUUGGAGGGAGGGUCCUCUUGGAAAUCAGUGGAGGAGAUGAUCGGUGAGUUGUGUGCACCCAACAUGCAUGCAAAUGUUGAGCCAAGCAAGGAGGAGUCUUGA